AAAGACAACCGAACAAACCAAAAUGUCUGAACCCAUCACCUUCACCGUCUACCGCGGCUCCCCGACAGGAAAAAUCACCCCCAGCACCACAAGCCGCCACCUCCAGCACAACGAAAUCCACAUCACAGCCACACACUCCGGAAUCUGCGGCACCGACGAACACUUCCUACACGCCGGCUGCGUCCUUGGCCACGAAGGAAUCGGCACCGUCACGGCCCUCGGGCCCGGCGUAACCAACCACCAAGUCGGCGACCGGGUCGGAUUCGCCUACAUCCGGUCAGUCUGCGGAACAUGCGACAACUGCACGCGCGGACUGGACCAAUACUGUCGGGUCAAGCGCGCAUACGGAACCCACGACUUCGACGUGGGAUCCUUCGCACACGGCACCGUGUGGGACGCAUCCUGCGUGUUCCCGAUCCUGGAGGCAUUGGACUCCGCGGACGCCGCGCCGCUGAUGUGUGCGGGUGCGACGGUGUGGAGCUGUCUAACGCAGAACGGGAUGCGGGUGAACGACCGGGUCGGGGUGCUGGGGAUUGGCGGGUUAGGACAUUUAGCGAUUAAGCUUGCGUCGGCGCUGGGGUAUCAGGUUGUUGCGCUGUCGGGGUCGGAGAAGAAGAGGGAGGAGGCGAGGGGGUUCGGGGCGGAGGAGUUUCAUGCGCUGAGUGGUGUGAAGGAGGGGGAUGUGCGGCCGUUGAAGCAUUUGCUUGUGUGUGGGAGUGGGAGUGAGGAUUAUACGAAGUUGAUCCCCCUCAUGGACACCACCGGCACGAUCUACCACAUGGCGGUGUCGUUUGAUACCACGCCCGUCCCGACGCUGCCUUUGCUGUCGAAGGGAGUCCGCAUCCAGGGCUCGUUCAUCACCUCGCGGAAUAACCUGCAGGAGCUGCUCGAGUUUGCGGCGCGCAAGAAGAUCCGGCCCAUGGUGGUGAAGUAUCCGUUUGGGGUGGAGGGCAUUGAGAAUGCGAUGCAGGAUCUGAGGGACGGAAAGGUGCGGUAUAGAGCGGUUUUGGUGCCUCAGGAGGAGAGGAAUGGGUAUAAAUAG
Aspergillus steynii IBT 23096 is the source of this 1042-nucleotide messenger RNA. Its product is annotated as NAD(P)-dependent alcohol dehydrogenase. The record is from RefSeq and is a predicted model, not a curated record. The coding region runs from base 23 to 1042 and encodes 339 amino acids. Gene Ontology annotation, molecular function: zinc ion binding; alcohol dehydrogenase (NADP+) activity. The transcript is spliced from 2 exons. Gene Ontology annotation, biological process: alcohol metabolic process. NCBI's taxonomy places the organism in Eukaryota, Fungi, Ascomycota, Eurotiomycetes, Eurotiales, Aspergillaceae.